AUGUAUAAGAACUCGGGACUGAAAGGCAUGGAUCUGCACCAAGUGUCUUCAUACACUCGUCUCACAACCACUCGUCGGCCUCUCAACUUCCCGGAUCUGCACUUCCGUUCCGCCUUCCUUACUUCACUCGAUCGCCGGACGAUACACUCUAUUCUCACCAUGAACGCGUCUUCGAGCCUCAACGUCGCCCUUUCCCGUGCCAUCCUCAACCUGACGCAGCCGUUGCUCGCCAGCUACGACUCUGCGACGAUCCUCGCGCUCACCCAGGCUCUCCAUGCCAACCUCACGGCUGCCUACACCCUUUCCUGGGACCCCUCGAACCCUACUCGCGGCUCCGGCCGUCGCUGCCUUUCCUUUUCGCCCGCUACCCUCCCCCCUCGUCCGGUGCACGCAGCCUGCGUCGCCGCCAACGUCUCCUGGGCCGAGUGGAGCCGCCUCCUCGGCAAUCGCGAGUUCGACAUGUUCAUCGACCCCGGUCGCAUCGCCGUGCGCGUUGCCGGCGCACCCUCUGCCUCCGACCUUUGGACCGAUGCCCACGGGGUUGAGGCGCGCAAGGCCGAGCUCGACAUGGAGGCUCGCCGCGCGGAGUUGAAGGCCGCCAUGGCCGCCCGUGUGCGCCGCAUCAUCGGGGACCGCCUCGCCGCGAUGGAGGACAUCCCCGACGUGAGCCAGGUCCAGAUCCGCUCACCCGUCGUCGAGGUCGACGAGAACUCCGUCUCCCGCCCCUGGACCCAGGCUCCGAUCCAGCUUCCUUCGGUCCCAGUUGUCCCCACCGUCACCGUCUCGCGCCCGGUCACCCGCCACUCGCGCUCCAGCUCCAUCUCCUCCACCGGCACCGUCAGCUCUGCCUUCUCGUUCGAGUCCGAUCGCACUGCCGACUCCCUCGGCUCUGUCACCUCCGCUACGACUGUCUCCUCCGUUGAGAUUGUUCUCGAGAAGUCGACGAAGGUCAUCCCCGCGAAGCCCACCGCGCUCUUCGUGCCUCCCCACAAGCGUGCCACUUUCGCGUCCAAGGCUGCUGUGGCUGCCAAGGUUACCGAGACCAAAACGGCCGCUCCCACCUCUCGUCCCAGCCGCCGCGAGCGCGCGCGCAUGGCCAAGGUCACGAUCGACAAGACUCGCGAGGCUACCCCUUACGACAUGGGCCGCACCAUCGUCCUCACUGGUGGUGUUAUGCUCGGUGCCAAGCGUGCCUAAGCUGUUUCGCCUUGUUUUUCGGCACCCACCACGACGAACUUCCACCACGCAGGGCGUACGACACGAUCAUCGACCAAGCAAUGACUCGACGUCUCAUCAAAACGACCCGAUCCUACCAUACGAUCCGUCACUUAAUUCAGUUUCCCUCACCGUGCUUUUGAUGCUGCUUGCUGCUACUCCCCUUUGUUUUGAUAGGAUCUUCUCUCCUCGUCUGCUUGCUCUGUAGCGAUAUUUCCGCCCACAAACACUCACAAAAACAUUCAAAGGUCCCAUAACGGGCUUACGUGUAGCCUUUAAUACUUGUUUUUUCUGUUGAUACUGUAUUACUAACAUCAUGGAUAUUCUCCUAGUUGUAUCUCUUGUCAUAUAGAGUCCCG
Molecule: messenger RNA, 1574 nt
Organism: Punctularia strigosozonata HHB-11173 SS5
Lineage: Eukaryota; Fungi; Basidiomycota; Agaricomycetes; Corticiales; Punctulariaceae
Exons: 2
Coding region: 1-1197 (398 amino acids)
Biological process (GO): negative regulation of mitotic cell cycle; negative regulation of cell population proliferation
Cellular component (GO): cytoplasm; nucleus
Source: RefSeq, a predicted model, not a curated record